Molecule: messenger RNA, 259 nt
Organism: Alternaria postmessia
Lineage: Eukaryota; Fungi; Ascomycota; Dothideomycetes; Pleosporales; Pleosporaceae
Exons: 2
Biological process (GO): protein folding in endoplasmic reticulum; autophagosome assembly
Cellular component (GO): endoplasmic reticulum; membrane; EMC complex
Source: RefSeq, a predicted model, not a curated record
AUGGCGGCAUCAGCCCUGGACCAGGAGCGACAACUUGCCAUCGACCCAAUCGUCGGCACCAGCGUCCAGCACAAUACCCAGGUUGUCUCCAACAUCCGCAGUCUCACUGCAUCGCUCUUCGGUGUCGCCGCCGGCACAUUAGGCCUCGAGUCGUAUGCAGGCUUCAUAUUCUAUCUGCUGGGCUCGCUAGUGGUGUCGGUGCUGCUCUUUGCGCUCAAGACAGAUGGCAAGCCAGGCGCAUACUUCUAUCGGCCACUGG